AUGAUACGCUUUCACAUCAUUCUCUCUUUCCUCUUCCUCCUUUUUGCUACCUAUAGCUCCGCCAUCACUUCAUCUUCACGAUUCAAGGCCCUACCUCCGGCAGCCUUUCCCGGCCAUUUGCACGCAACAGAACAGCUCUUUCUUCCCUCUACUACAACUAUGCCGCCUGCAGAUUCCACAGAUCUUAUUAGAUCUGAGAAGCGAAGAGUUCCCACAGAAUAUUCAUCAUAUCAUAAGCAGAGGGAAGGGUGUGUGUUGUAA
Lactuca virosa is the source of this 261-nucleotide messenger RNA. The record is from the annotation of a GenBank genome assembly. NCBI's taxonomy places the organism in Eukaryota, Viridiplantae, Streptophyta, Magnoliopsida, Asterales, Asteraceae.